Messenger RNA from Cucumis melo (muskmelon), 924 nucleotides. RefSeq names its product thioredoxin-like 3-1, chloroplastic. Bases 31 to 759 code for a protein of 242 amino acids. Gene Ontology annotation, cellular component: chloroplast stroma. The transcript is spliced from 5 exons. Lineage: Eukaryota; Viridiplantae; Streptophyta; Magnoliopsida; Cucurbitales; Cucurbitaceae. The record is from RefSeq and is a predicted model, not a curated record.
AAAUGUUGAGGGAGGGGGACCAAAAAGAAAAUGUGUGGAUGUGGGCCCCCAACUCCCAUCCCAUCCCAUCCCCUCUCACUUUUCUGCUCCUUCACCUUACGGAUAAGGACUCCAAAGAAAGAAAAAAAAAAACUUUCCCUUCAACAGUUCCACUCCUUCUACUCUCUCAAUUUCAAAGAACUAGAGAGAAAGAAAACCCUAAAAACAGAGAGAGAGAGAGACACAGAUAUGUAUGUUUUGGGUGCAAGUAGUUCUCACAUUCUUUACGCACAACUUCACCAACACCAGUUUCUAAGCAACGGGAAGCGUUGUGGUUUUCUCAAUACAGAUUUUGGAGAUCACCGGCGGAGGGAGCUCCGGAUCAAGGCCGAGGCCGGCUUUUGGCCGGAUUUGUCAAGACCAGCGUCGGUGGAAAUGGAAUCCAUUGACGAUUCCGAUCAACUCGAUCGGAUUUUGAUCCACGCUCAACAACUUUCUCAACCAAUUCUUAUUGAUUGGAUGGCAACUUGGUGUAGGAAAUGCAUCUACUUGAAGCCUAAACUCGAGAAGCUUGCUGCUGAUUAUGUUACCAAAGUAAAAUUCUACUAUGUAGAUGUGAAUAAGGUCCCUCAAUCUCUUGUAAAACGUGGAAACAUCUCUAAAAUGCCAACAAUUCAGCUUUGGAAAGAUGGAGAGAUGAAAGCAGAAGUAAUUGGAGGGCACAAAGCUUGGCUUGUGAUUGAAGAAGUUAGAGAAAUGAUCCAAAAGUUUGCUUCAUAAUUUUCUGUCCACAACACUUUCUUUGUUCAUUUAUUAUAAUUACUUCAUCUUCAACCUCCCCUUAACCUCAAAUUUCAUUCUCAAAUUUUUUAUUAUAUAAUAUACAUCCCCAUAUUUGUAAAACUUUAAUUUAUUGUACAUAUAUAACAAUAUGUUUAUGUCAAA